AGGAACUCUGUGCCUUGUACGUGAGAGAUGGCUGGGAAGGAAGAAAACCGGAUAUUCGUUGGAGGAUUGUCAUUUGACGUCACUGAGCGACAGCUCGAGAAUGCUUUCAGUCGUUUCGGGAAAAUUAUCGAGAGUCAGAUCUAGUGAUAUUAUUGCUGAAGCUCGAUGCCUUUUGUGUGCUUAGAUCAUAAUGAACAGUUAGUUUUGAAUUAUCCAAGAGAAGAACUACAGAUUGGUUCAGAAUAUGUGGAUUUUGGUUUGUGAAAGGCAUUUAAGGUUCGGCUGUCUGCUCAGAAGAGUUUGUAUUCAUGGAGCACUGCAGUUGGGUCCAGAAAAGAAACAAAAUUACCGAUAUGGAAGGGUUAUAAUGCUGUGGUUGAUUCAUCUAACAAGUUAUGUUUAUAUAGUAAACUUCUAGAGCUCUUUCUUUCUUGCCAAGUUCACUGUGUCAACCAGCUUCCAUCGAUCUGGAUUCAUGACUGAGUAACUGAGCAGCCCUAAUAGAUCAGUGUUUUAAUGUCUGAAAUGCCCAUGCAUUUGCUUGAAGAUUUGUUUCAGCUUUCCAAAUAAACUUUCGUUAUUCAAGUGGCUUUCCCAACUUCUACACUACUCUCGGACUACAUGUUUUUACGUGGAGUAUGUCAGAAACAGUCUUCUGCUCAUCCAUUCAUGCCAUUGGCGUUUAUGCUGAUGUGUUCGAUGGCGCCUUAUGACAACAUGUUCCCAACUCCAGAGAAUCUAGAGAAUUAUCUGGUGCUGCUAAAUAUCUUUGUGUUUACGCAGUGAAGUUUAAUGGAAGAUGUUACAUCAUUCUACCAUCAGGAAUGUUAUGUGCUGAAUUGUUCAUCUUAGAGUUUGCAUAAGAACUUUGAUUAGUAUGUUGUGUUCCGUGAGUUUAGAUUAUGGUCAGUGCGUUUGGGAUAGUCCAAAGCAAGUACCAGAUACGUCAUUCAUGUGCAGCAGCAGUAACUUGGAGUGAAAACAAGAUACUCUGUCUGAUGAUCUUUGAGAUACCAUAUUCUUGGAGAUCUUGUAUAUCAGUAUAUGAGCUGAUUUGCACUUCUUGAUGAUUGGUCUUUUAGUAACAAGGUAGUAAUGCCUAACAUACCUGCUGAAGGGAUCAGGAGAUAAAAAUUAUAUUGUAGCUUUCAGUUAUUGGUUUGGUUAUGACUGUUGGGCAAUUUUUCCGGUUUAGCAUUCUAAACUUGUCAUGGUAGUUCCAGUCUAUCAGAUUAUUUCCUUUCUGGCCACCCUGUUUUCCAUCUUUGUACUUUGGAAGUAUAGGCUACGCAGUUGUUGGAUCUUCAUGGUUCCUCAACACUCAUGCUCUUUAGACGCCUCGGUGACCAAUACACUGAAUUUACCUCUUUGAUUUGCUGAAAGUUUCAAAACUGCAUUCUGUAUUGCUGAACCUGGAUUUGGUGGAGCAAACAAUGAUACUGAAUUUGUUACUUCUGAUUUGCUAGCAGUUACAUCAUUGACUUAAUGUUUGACAUGAAUAGUUAAGGAGGUGAUUUCUUUUUGGUGUUCAGGAUCACUGAAUCUUAUUUAUCAGGGUUCUCGAUGUUUGUACCUGGUAUAUCCGCUGUCCUUUCUUCUCUUAACCGGUCAUCUAUUCCCUCGACUAUGUGAUAAUAAUCUACAAUUUUGUGAUAAUAAAAACUGGAGUAAAUGGGAAUUCUGGUGUUUGGAAUAAUUCGUGGUUGUUGGGCUAAAAAUUUUGUUUUGCAUCAAAAUAAUGGUUAGGAGGUGCUCUUGACUUUCAUCUACUCGUCGUGGUGAAUGCAUAAGCACGGUGGUUUCCUACUUGCAUUUCUGAUUGCUUCUCAGUCAGCAAGUCAGCCUCUGACUGGAUCUAUCAAACCUGAAGACGGAACCAAAAUGAUAACUGUACCAACAAAGAAGUAUUUGGGGUCGCCUAGUUUUGUAUUUUAGAUUGUUAAAUGUUGGAUCACACUUCGCAGAAGGAUUGAUCAUAGUAAGUUAUGUUUAUUUUCAAAUUUUUGUAUCUCCCUGUCAAGUGACUUUUGUUUGGACUGGGGGCUGAUAAAUUGUUAUCGGGUUUUUCUUCGGAGUUGAUAUGUUGUCAAGGGUGCUAUAAGCAUGAAUAAAAUGACCAGUCUAAGUACGAUUUAUUUUGCUGGGAAAAAUUGUUGCAAGAGCAUGGCAGGAAUAUAACAGUUUAUCGGAAUAUCAGUUGUGAAUCGAGGUCUUUGGUCACUUAUUAAUGUGAUGAAUGAUAGAGUUUUGCGGAUUCUUCUGUUUUUUCUAUGAACUCCUUGAGCUAUCAAGCACAUUGAAUGGCUUUAUCUCGUGUAACAAAGAAAAUAUCAUGCUGGAAAGAGACACAGGCCGUCCUCGUGGAUUUGGGUUUAUUACAUUUGCAGAUCGUCGGGGGAUGGAAGAUGCCAUAGCGGAGAUGCAUGGACGUGAGUUUGGUGAUCGUACCAUCUCAGUAAACAAGGCCCAACCAAAAAUGGGGGGCGAUGAUGCAGAUUAUGGCUAUAGGGGAGGAAGCUAUCCAUCAGGUGGCAGGGGAAGCUAUGGGGGACGUGACAGACCUGUGGGACAAGAUGAAUGUUUCAAGUGCGGAAGGUCCGGGCAUUGGGCCAGAGAUUGCCCUUCAGCUGGUGGUGGCAGCCGAGCUGGAGGUGGAGGGUCAUUUUCUUCACAUUCUAGAUUUGAAGGAGCAGGUAGCCGUGGCAAUCGCUUUGGAGAUCGUGAUCGUUAUGUUGAUGACCGUUAUGAUGGAGGACGCUAUGGAGAUAGGGACCGGGACCGCCUUAAUGGCAGAGAUAAAUUUGGAGUCCGUGAUCGCUAUGCUGGUGACAGGUACCCACCUGCUGGAGAUCGUUUUGCCGAUCGCUUUGCAGGUGAUAGGUAUGGUGGGUCAGAUCGUUACCCUCUAAAUGGUUAUCCCAAGGACAGAGUCUAUGACAGGGAUGGUGGCCCACGAGGAGGUGGUGAUAGGUAUGGAGCUGGGGGGCCUGCCCGGACUGAAGGAAGGAAUUACAGGAAUCGUCCAGCUCCAGUUCCAGCUCCAUAUGACCGACCUAGCAGGGGUGGUCGCCCAUCUUCCUUUGAGCGCUACUAAGCCCUAGAUGGUGGAUAAGUAACCGGAAUUCAUUAGGUGUUUUAGCACAAGUCUUAGUACUUGGGUUUUUGGCUAGAUCAUUUUGCAGGACUCAAAAAUUAUCAUCACUCUAUUCGUUUUAUUUUGGAAAAUUGCAUAUAGACAGUACAGCUGCUAUGAACAGGAUGUUAAUGGUCGCAAGCAUGAUUUAGUUAUUUCUUGUUUUUAUUUGUCUGA
Tripterygium wilfordii is the source of this 3310-nucleotide messenger RNA. Its product is annotated as glycine-rich RNA-binding protein RZ1C-like. The transcript has 4 exons. NCBI's taxonomy places the organism in Eukaryota, Viridiplantae, Streptophyta, Magnoliopsida, Celastrales, Celastraceae. Gene Ontology annotation, molecular function: RNA binding; zinc ion binding. The record is from RefSeq and is a predicted model, not a curated record. The coding region runs from base 2237 to 3094 and encodes 285 amino acids.